AUGACUGAAUUACCACGUAUUCUGAAUUUGAGAUAACAAACACAACUUGUUGCUGACAAUCUUAUGGCUUAAAAUUAUUCUUUUACUCCACUAUCUUAAAAUGUAGAGAAUGCAAAACAUUAAAAGUAUGUUGUUAUAUAUAAAAGGCGAAACUUCAACCUGAAAGUUGGUGAUAUCAUCUAUUUUAAAUCUUAUUUAAGUGAUGAUUUUAAGGGAGUAAUAUCUGGUGAUGGAAUUGCAAGCAACAAAUUAGAGUGUGUACAGAUAUUAGGUAAUAAUAAAGUCCAGGAUUUCUAAUCACAAAAAAGUUUAUAGUACAAAGUAGGCAGCUUAUCAUUCUAAAAAUGUUUAUUUUAAAUUGUUACAGGAAAAAAAUACUUAUAUUAAAAUUAAUAUAAGUAAGAAAAGAGAAACCGAUAGAUUCAUAAAGGGGUACCUGAAAAUGAGACAUGUUCAAAAGAGUUGGGAAAAUUGACUUCUGAUUACGAUUAAAGAUUAGAAGAAUAUCGAAAAAAAAGUCAAGAAGAAAUAAAUGAGAACGAACGAUUAUACAAUCAUUUGUAUGGAUCUAAUUUUGUUUAUGGUUAAGAAAUAUAGUUAUUACAUAUUUAUUCAGGGUGCACACUUUCUUUAAAUAGUGACAUUUUAGCAAAGGAAAACUGUUGUAGAGAAUUAUCCUUAGAAGAAAAACCAAAUUAAAAUUCGAACUUCACAAUUCUUUCGCUAAAUUCUGUUAAAAAUCCAGGAGAACCUAUUUUGUAUGGUGAUCAAAUUAUUGUUCAAAAUUUCAAUUAAUCACAAUGGAAAGUAGGUAUUUAACAGCCAUCUGCUAAGUUUUAAAAGAAAGAUGGACUAGAAGUAAAUGCAUCUGAAUAGGCUUAUCCAUUGAAAAUUUCAAGCUAUGUUGAUAAGAAGACAGAAGAAGAAAUUAAUAAAUUACAGAUUAAAGGAAAGUAUUUAUAGAAUGGUGAAGUUGUAACUAUAAAAAAUAGAUACUUAGGAGGGUAUUUAUGUAUUAAGAGAAAAAAAAGAAUUACUGAUGAAUUGGAAUAAAAAAAAUUAAUUAUUAAAGAUUAUGAAACGAAUAUUAAUUAUUCAAUUAUUCAAUACUAUUUUGAUGUCGCUAAAAUAAGAAAUGAAAAAAUAAAUUAAAUGUAUCAAUUAUAUGUUGAUACUACACCGAAAGCUGAUGAAAACUUAAAUUCUCUCUGGUAAUUUUAGCAUGUUGAUAGUUUAAUUUAUUCAAGGUCUACUUAUGAAAAUGUAUUUUUGAUAAGACAUGUAUGCACUGGAUUAUUUUUGUAAAUAACUAAUAAUGGAGUCGGAUUAACUUAUGAUGGAUUAAAGAUGGAAUGCUAAUUUAAUCUGAAAUCUAAAAAAACAUAAAUUGAUCCAAUUUCUUAUAGCGAGGCCUGUAAAAUAUAAUCCACCCUAAGCCAUUCAGUUGAUGGUUUAGUUGAAUUAGAAGGAGUAGUCAUAGUUUGCUUGGAUGAAAAUAAAGUUGCGGUCUAAAGAAAAAGCUAAAAGUAAAACAUUGAAAGAGCGACUUUUCUAUUAAAAUAAACAUCUUAAAAUCUUUAGAAAAUAUCAUUUAGAAUUAAUUCUCUUCAAGAAUAUUUAAUUUAAUUUUAUAUAUUUCUAUAAGAUUGGGGAAUAGUUAAAUAUAUUGAAUAAGCUUAAGAAGAAAAACGAAUAUACGAAUAUUAUGAAGCUUUCAAUAAUCAAAAAUUAUUAUUUGAUGAAAUAUUGCAACUAUUUCAAACCUUGGACAAUCUUACAAUGUAUCUAACAAAUGAAGGGAAGCCAUAGUCAAUUGAAUAACAGUAGACUAAGUAAAAGACAUUAAUGGAUAAUGAUAUUAUCAAUUUGCUUUUUGCAAUUUAAAGAUUAUGUAAUUGCAUGAUCUAUGGAAAUCACAAACAAAAUAUUCAACCUUUAUAAGAAAAAGGUCCUUAAAAAAUAGCCAAAAUGAAAUUAGAUCCAAUGAUUACUUAAUCUCAAAAAAUGAAUUGCAUUAAAGAAAUUUACUCUGUUUUGAGUUUAUGUGUUGAAAGUAAUCCAUAAACAAGCUAUUAUGUUUUAAGCCUGGAAAUGAAUAAAGAAAGUAUUUUAGAUUUCUUACUCUAAUAAUUGAAAUAUUAAAGAGAGUAAGUUUCCAAUCUAAUUAAGGAAAGCGUGCGUUAUACUGAUAUGAGUAAUACCAAGAGUAGUUUAAAGAAAUUGGUUAAUGAACUCUAACCAAUAACUGAAGAUAACAUUGAGGAUCAAGCCCUAUAUAUUGAAAUUUUAAGUUUGAUGAUGAUCGAUCCAUACGAAAAUCCAAAUUCUUUGUGUUAAGAUUCUUGUAGAAAAUUAUUAUUCGGAAAAAAGCUUAAAUGUAGUUAGUCUCUUCCUUUUUAAAAUGCUUUAGUUGCAUUAAAUAUUUAUGAGGAAAACUAAAAUUAUUAUCCAGUUGUUCAGUUUUCUCCAAAAAGAGAUAAAGGAACACUACCAUAAUUAUCACAUCAGUUUGGUUCAAAUAAUCCAACAUUUUGUCAAUUAUAUUUAAGGUUUGUUGAAAAAUAGAUUAAAUCAACAUCAAGAUUCCAGGAAAAAAGGCCUCCUUUGAUAGAUGUCACUAUUGAUUUUUUUACUACUGAAACACUAAAGGAAAACUAAUUGGUAAGACAAGAAGAUUAAAAAGUAGUAAUGCCAAUAUUUUUAAAAUAUGAAAAUUAUUUAAUGAAUAUUAUGAAUUUAUACUCAUCAUUGUGUAAGGGAAGAAAUUAAAAAAGUAUCAAAUGUUUGAUGAAAAAUUGCUUUUUAAAUGAAAACUUCUUAGAAAUAUGUUUGAAAAGACAAUAAAAAAUUAAAGCAGAACUGAGAUUUGAGAGAACUUUAAUCGAAUUAUUUUGUAAUUUACAUUUAGAUAUUGAUCCUUUAAUAAAAUUUCUUCAUUUGAUAAUAAAUGCUAUUUGAAUGAUGAUUUAGAUUAAUUUGACAUUUAGAAUCAAUCAGGAAUUUAUUUCUACCAAAAAAAUGCUUCAAAAUAAUUGAAAAGAAACCAUGAAUAUAAGAAAUUUAUAAAUUCAAAAGAGGCUAAAGCAGAACAUCAAUAUUUGAAAUAGUUUACCUCUAAAAUGCUUUCUAGAAAGUAAAUAAAUGAUGUAAGGAUUUAUUAUUUAGAACUAUUCACUUAAAUAGAUUAUCCUGACCAUUUCAAGGUUCUAGAAUUUAAUAACAAUAUAAUUUAACCUUUUAAUUCUACAAUGAAAUAAAUAAAUAUUAACUAUUAAAGAUUAGCCAAUUAUUAAUUGGAGUAUUUUUUGGGAAUUUUAUAAAUCGUAAAUAAUAGCAUUGAUUUAGGAUAUAACUAAUUGGAUGAAAAUUAAAGAAUCUUUGCAAUACUACCAAAUAUUUUUGUUGCAUUAAUUCUCCAAUAAAGACCAGAUGAAAAUAUCUAUAAAUUUAAAGAUAAUGAAAAUUUUGAAUGUAAUUUAAUUAAAUUAAAUGAAUCUAUUGAAAGUAAUGUAUGGGUCACAACUUACUUGCCAACUCUUCAACAGUUAUAAGAAUAAAGAAAAUCUAAGCAUUAAAGUUAAAAAUAAUCCGAUUAAACAAUUAAAUAAGAUAUUGAAUUUUAAAGAAAUUGGAUUCUUUAAUUUUUGAUUUGGACAUUUCAAUAUUGCAAUGAUGACUUAUUAAAAAUGAAAAUUUAUUUAGAAGGUCUACAAAUAUUAAAGAUUUUUAGUAAUUUAAAAUUGAAUCUUCAAAUAUUAGAGUUCUUAUUUAGUAAAUAAUAAUUAAAUGAAUCGAAUUAAAGUAAUCCAAUCUCCAAAAUUCUUGAUGAAUUUGACUUGAAUGAAAUGGCAUAUAAUAAUUAAGACUAUUAAAUAAAAAAGUAAAAAACUCCAUUAUAGAAAGCUAUUUUCAAUGUUUUUAAGGAACCAGAUGGUAAUAGGUUUAGUGCUCUAUUGUUUUCUUGUUUACUUUCAUCAGAAAAAAGAAAUAAACUAAACGAAGAUUUGCUUCAAAUUCUGAUAGAUAACUUUAAUGCUCCUAAAAAUUCAACCAAUGAAAUCAAUGAAGUAGAAAUUAUUGAUAAUUUGAUGGAAUUAAAGUAUUUUUCUAUAAUUAAUGGAAAUUCAAGUGCAGUUUAAAUUAUCAGUCCCAAAGAAGCAUAAAACUUAACAAAAAGAGCUAUAAAAUACAUUUAAAGCACUAAAAGGGAAACAAAUGCUUAAAGGUGUGUUACAUCAUUUGAAUAAUUAAAAAUCUAUCAAUAAAAAAUAAUUGAAUAAUUUGAGUAGUUCUUUAAACCGAAUUCUUAAGAAGCAUAAUAUUUAAAAUCAUUUUAAAAUAUUAUUAGAAAUGCGGGAGUUCAUUUGGUAUUUCUAUAAUUUUUAAUAAAACCCUAAAGUGUGUGUAGUUCUCCAGAUGUAGUUUAAUUUUAUAAGAGAUUAAUUGUAUUUUUUGAAUACUUCACAAAGAAUAAUGAAACCAAUGUAUAAAUUUUAGCUUAAAACAAUUACUUAUAUAAAUUACUUGAUAUAAUCUAAAUUGAUCAAUUAGAGGUUGAGGAUUUGUUUAACAUUCCCAUAAAGAUUACCAAACUUAUAGUGUAAUUAGUAUCCUCAAUUCCAAAAAUAGAACAUGAUAACUUCAUAAUUAAUGUUUUUGAGAGAAUAUAAAAAUUAGGAGAUGAAUUAAUGAAAAGCUAAGAAUUUUUUGUGAAAGCGUUUAGUUUUAAAGAUGAAUAAUAAGAAAUGAAGAUCACUCCAAGAAAAUAACAUUAAGAUGCAGUGGCUUAUUUUAGUUUAAUCAAAUACUUAAGAAUCUUAAGAUGUUUUACUAAAACCUUUGAAACUCCAGCUGAACAGUCCCCUCUCAAUAAGCAUUUGAUUUUAAGCUCCAUUUUAAAAACUUAAUUUUUGACAAUAGUAUUGCAACCAGUAAAUUAUUAUAGUAAGAUAUUAAUUCCUGAUUAAAUAAUAGAAUAUUAGAAUGGAAAUGAUAACUUAUAUUACCAUAGAAUAAAGUUGCAUGCUUAAUUGGUAAUUCUAAUUACAGAGUGUUGUACAUAUAACAGAUUAGGAAUCUAAGAAAUGUAAAGAAUUAUAUUAUAUGAAUAAUUGAAAUCGAUUCUUUUAAAUUCAGAUGCUGAAUACAUUGUUAAGAGAGCCUACUUAUAGUGCUUAUUUGAAUUAUAUAUAAAUAAAGCAAAAGAAGGAGAGUUUAGUAAUGAUACCAUUGAAAUUGAAGAAGUAAGAGACAUUUUAUCAAGAAUAAUAAUACCUGAACUAGAUCAGUAAUAAAUAUGCAAACUAUUAGAAGGAAUCGCCAAAUUAAUAAAUUAAGAUUAGAAUAAGAAGGUUACUCAAAGGGAUUUGAGAGAAUAAAUUGUAAGGUAAAAGAGGAAUUAUUUUGAAAAGAAAUUAUCUUAAGAUUCAGCGCCUGAUAAAGUAUUAGGAAUUGUAAGGGAUUGCAGUGAGUUUUGGACAUAUCUGAGGAAAAAUGGAAUUAUUCACUUUUUAGUCUACACUUAUGAUGAAAUGAAGGAUAGAAUUGAUAUAGAAAAUAUUGAAAAUUCUAAUUUAUCAGAUGAAUUUGCAAUUAUCAAAUAAAGUGUAUAGAAAAUCAAAGAAAUAUUUAAUGUUCUUGAAAGAGAUUUUCGAGUUAAAAAAGAAGACUUGGAUUUAGAUGAUUAUAGAGAACUCAUUAUUUCAAUUGAAGAAAUUAUACCUUAAAGGAAAAUUACUAAAUUUGGAAAGAAUUUCAGAAUUGGAUUUAUACAAGAAAACAAUUCUGAAGAAUUAUUAUUUGAUAAAUAUGAUAUAGUUAUAUAAUCUCUUUAUACAAAAUACUUUAAAAGAAGAUCAAACUGGAGAGAAAAAGCUUCAAGAAUAAGAGAAUGUGGAGAGGAUUGA
Paramecium octaurelia is the source of this 5906-nucleotide messenger RNA. Lineage: Eukaryota; Ciliophora; Oligohymenophorea; Peniculida; Parameciidae. The record is from the annotation of a GenBank genome assembly.